This is a messenger RNA of Prunus avium (sweet cherry), 567 nucleotides long. The record is from RefSeq and is a predicted model, not a curated record. NCBI's taxonomy places the organism in Eukaryota, Viridiplantae, Streptophyta, Magnoliopsida, Rosales, Rosaceae.
AUGUCUCCAUUUCGCUUAAUCUUUGGUAAACCUUGUCAUUUACCUGUCGAGCUUGAACACAGGGCCCUUUGGGCAAUUAAGAAGUACAACUUCGACAUGAAGGAAGCAGGAAAUAUCAGAAGGUUACAACUGAGCGAACUGGACGAGCUUCGCAAUGAUGCUUAUGAGAACGCAAAAAUUUACAAGGAAAAAACAAAGGCGUUUCAUGAUAGGCAUAUCAUUAGGAAGUCGUUUGAAAUAGGGCAAAGAGUAUUAUUCUUUACCUCUAAGUUCAAGCUUUUUCCAGUUGAUAUCCGACAUAUUAGCACGGGAAAUGAAUCGAAGGUUAAUGGGCAUAGGUUGAAAAUCUACCAUGAGAAUGUUUUGCAUCAAGAAGAUGAAGUGCUCCACUUCAUUGAUGUACCUGCUAUGAAUAUGCAGCAGCUCUACAUGAUUAUCAUUCCUUUUUUGCAGCAUCUCUACAUGCUGGUUGGCGCUGUAGAGCCGCUUCUGCAGAUUCGCCACCAGAGCUUGCAGGGCCGCCACUUCCUCACUCAGUGCGCCGCACUCCCGUGUUCUCGCCAGUAG